CAUCACACGCGCUGGUCAUGGCGGACGGACUCCGCAUCGUCUAAAUAAAAACGCAUACUUCACCCCCUCACCCGACAGAAUUAGAGGUCAACGUAACCGCUAAAUAAUUAUUCUCGUAUUUUAAGAAAUUCGCGUCAUUCUGGUCGAGGUGAAUCUUGUCUGAGAUCAGAAUGACCAAUGAAGAACCUCUUCCGAAGAAGGUUCGCCUGAGUGAAUCUGACAUGAAGACCCUGACUCGAGAGGAGCUGUGUUCCAGGUGGAAGCAGCAUGAAGCUUACGUCCAGAUGCUUGAGGCUAAAUAUGCUGAAUUUAACUCAAAUGAUGUGACCGGCCUGAAGGAGUCAGAGGAGAAGUUGAAGCAACAGCAGCAAGAGUCUGCACGCAGGGAGAACAUUCUGGUGAUGAGGCUUGCUACUAAGGAGCAGGAAAUGCAAGAGUGUACGACCCAAAUCCAGUACCUGAAGCAAGUUCAGCAACCGAGUGCGGCUCAGCUGAGAUCGUCCAUGGUAGACCCAGCCAUCAACUUAUUUUUCCUUAAAAUGAAGGCUGAACUGGAACAGACUAAAGACAAACUGGAGCAAGCCCAAAAUGAACUGAGUGCCUGGAAAUUUACACCUGAUAGCCAGACUGGUAAGAAGCUGAUGGCGAAGUGUCGCAUGCUGAUCCAGGAGAAUCAGGAGUUGGGCAGGCAGCAGUCUCAGGGGCGCAUUGCCCAGCUGGAGGCUGAGCUCGCCUUGCAGAAAAAGUACAGCGAAGAGCUCAAGACCAGUCAAGAUGAGCUGAACGACUUCAUCAUUCAAUUGGAUGAGGAGGUGGAGGGCAUGCAGAGCACCAUCCUGGUUCUUCAGCAGCAGCUAAAGGAGACCAGGCAGCAGUUGUCUCAGAUGUCCCAGGCCCAAGGCACUUCUAGUGGAUCUGGCCCAAGCAGAUCGUCACCUUUAGCCAGCUCUGAACCUUCCAUUCAAAGUGAAGCAGCAAACACCUCCAGCUCCACUGUGGGUAAAGACUGCGGAAGGGUGUCCAACGGACCCUCUAAUGGGAAUUUGUCUCAGAGGGGUGCGUCUGGGUCCAGCCUGUAUAGGGAAGCAAGUAGUGCAGAUGACUAUUACCCACCAUCACCCUCUGUCUCCAGCCCCACCCAUGGUGGCAUGUCAAAACUCUCCAACCACUCAGAAGUCGCAGGAAGCCAGAGGGGCGGAGAAGGGUACAUGACUCAGCUAAGUGCAGGCUAUGAGAGUGUGGACUCGCCAACAGGCAGUGAGACAUCGGUGACCCAGCACUCUAAUGAUACAGACUCCAAUGCUGACUCCCGUGAGGCCACUGCUGUCUCCAAAGGCAGCAGGACUGUUGGUAUGCGGCACAGCACUCAGAAUGGUCUGGACUCAACUGCAGCAAGAGUUGCCACCAACACCUCCAAUGCCUCCACAGGGUCCGUUUUGUAAUAUUCUUAAUUUCAGUGUUGAAUAUUUUUUAUUUUUUUGUAACUCAUGACAAACAAGAAAGUCAUACUUUAGAUCAGUUUGUUCUUGUUUGAGAAAGUGAAAUGCAUCACUGUUUUUUCUCUACUCCACCUCCAUCAUAACUCAUUGCAGUGAACUUGCAACAUGCUCUGACAGCUGAUUACGUUUAUAAUACAAGAAACAUUUAAAUUAGUUUGUAUAUUUUAUUUUUAAACAAUUUUUCCUCUUCAUGAGUCUAUCGAAGUAAUGUGAACACAUUUUUUUCUGUACCGUUCAGUUGCUUACUCAAUAGAACCAGAAAUAAUUUAGCUGUGUGAUAUAUCAAUGCUCAAUUAAGUCUUGAAACUUGAAGUUCAGAGGGUCCUCAGUUUCCUGAUGUUUAACUUUUUUUGUUCCUCUGCAUAACAAGAGAGAUACAAUUUUUGUUUUACUUGUGUGUAGUUUUUGCGAUGCGUCAUGUUAAAUUUAAAUCCUUUUCAUGUACUGACCAAAUAUCAAUAAAGAAUUUUAA
Molecule: messenger RNA, 1971 nt
Organism: Xyrauchen texanus (razorback sucker)
Lineage: Eukaryota; Metazoa; Chordata; Actinopteri; Cypriniformes; Catostomidae
Product: pre-mRNA-splicing regulator WTAP-like
Biological process (GO): regulation of alternative mRNA splicing, via spliceosome
Cellular component (GO): nucleus
Source: RefSeq, a predicted model, not a curated record